ACUUAGCAACAAUUAGACCGCCAUUUCUGUUUUGUGGAGACUGAACUAUAUCGUGAGCGAAUUAUCACUGAUAAAAUAUGGCUCAUACUGUCAUAUCCAUGAAGUUACCCCCAAACAUAGAUCCUACGAAAGCACGUCUUGCUUAUGGGGACCGUGCACUACCCAAACUAAACCGUGAACUCAACAGUCCUGACCUGUUGACGAGACAGAGGGCAUUGAUGUCACUUUGUGAUGUGAUGCACAAUCCUGAACAUAUAUCUGAGGGGUUGAGAGUUGGUGUUGGUGCAAGUUUAAAGUCUCUGCUCAAAGACUCUGAUGGUACAGUGAGGCAUAAAGCAACAGAAGUGCUAAGCAUCAUUGCAGGUCAUGCAGUUGGACGUGAUGCAUUUGUGGAUCACAAAAUGAUUGUACCAUUAUCAGAACUGUUUGAUGACAACGUCUAUCAGGCCAGAAGGAAUGCUCACAAGGCCAUAGAGAUGUGUGUACACAUGAGUCCAGGUACUGAGGGAGUUGUUGAUGCAAAGCUUGUUCCAGUUUUGGUGGGAAGACUUCUCAAAGAAGAGGAUGAGAUCAAGGAACUUAUUUUAGACACCCUACACUACUGUAUGACAAUAGAAACCCAGUCUGCACUAGAUAGUGGAGCAAUGGAGAGUUUCACAAAAUUACUGUCCCACAAGACAGCAGCAAUCAGAGCAAAAGCUGCCAGGGAUGUCAUGGAUUUAAGUUUUCCUCUUGAUGGCAAGGACAAAGCAGUAGAUGUCGGAGCAAUUCCUGAACUGGUGUUGCUUCUUGAAGAUGAUAACACUGACGCAAGAGCACAAGCUGCUGGUGCUAUUAUGACAAUUACAAUAACAACUAAAGGGAAGUACGCAGCAAUAGAGGAGAAUGCGAUUCCUAACCUUGUGAAAUUGCUAGACGACCCUGAAAGUGAAGUUAGACUCAAUGCUCUUAAGGUAUCAGUAUGUAAACUACUAUGUAAAGUUGUAAUGUGCAGUAUCCUGUCUUUGUUCAAUGUCUACAUAAGCACUCCAAUGUCUCCAAAAAUGUUAUCCAAUUUCCUGUGCAACCAUGAAUUUCUUUAUUAGUGUAUCACAAAUGGUGUCAAUGUGUGUAACCAGCAAAAAAUUUGUGCACAAAUUGGUUGAUCUUCUAGAAGUAUAAGUAACUAAUUGAGAACAGUGGUAGCAACUUUUUAAAACUGGUUUGAUCUUGUUGUAACUUCUUUUUUUUACUGUUACUCUGCUUCUUUUUUGAUGUACAAACAGGCCAUUACAACUCUUGCAGAAGCCCCUAUUGGCAGAACAACACUGCUGGCUUCGGUUAAUGAGGUAUCCAAGCUUAUUCAGGAUCAUGACAGUCCAGCAGUCAGAAAGGCUGCACAGAUAGCUGUUCAAGUCAUCACUUGGAAGCCAUGAUUGAUUAAUAUCAAUUAGUUUUAAUAUUGAUACAAAAAGAAACACUUGUACUUUAUAUAAAUAUUUUGUAUAUAGUCUCUUUGUAAAGUUACUUUCAUGUUGUGUAUACAAUAUGUCUGCAGUCUUUUUAAAACAGAAAAAUGCAAAUAAAACUAGUUUGCAAUCAUUGUAAUCUAAAAUUGUUAAUAUAAACAAUAAUUGAUUGAAAUUUGGUGUCACUGAUGUUUAAAAAAUGGCAUAGUUCAUGAAAACUGAAAAGCUGCAUGCAUUAUAAAUUUAAAGAAUUUCAUGAAAAAAAAAAAAGUGAAAGGCAUUUUGGAAUAAAGCAUGCAAGAAUGUUACAACUGGAAGAACACAGUACUUAACUGAUUAAGGCCUGCAUAUGGUGCCCGAUUAAAACACUGCAGCAAAUACCCUGGUAGACAGAUAUGGAAAACUCUGAGAAAGGCCUAAUGCAUGAAAUAUUAAAUUUUCUUUCUUCUUUCAUGGUAAA
Pocillopora damicornis (cauliflower coral) is the source of this 1908-nucleotide messenger RNA. Its product is annotated as radial spoke head 14 homolog. The record is from RefSeq and is a predicted model, not a curated record. NCBI's taxonomy places the organism in Eukaryota, Metazoa, Cnidaria, Anthozoa, Scleractinia, Pocilloporidae. Gene Ontology annotation, molecular function: protein binding.